AUGCCGCCGGCAGCAGAAGGAGGCGCGCAGGGCGGGAACUUACCCGGCGCGCAUUAUGCGCGGGAGGCCGCCGCAGAGGCGGACAGCAGGGCGGCGGCGAGCGGCAAUGGCGGAGCGAAGGAGGGGAUGCGGGUGGUGCUGGUCUCUCUGGAGUACCGCGCGGGCACGUUCAGCGGCAACGGCGUCUACUCGCAGUCGCUCGUGCGCUCGCUCGUCGCUCACGGCCACUCCGUGAUGGUCGUCAGGUGCGGGGGGGAGGGGGGCGUGGGGAGGGGGAGUUUUGAUCUCGUGCCAGUGGCGCUGCCUUCACUGACCUGCCAUCUGCCUCUUGCCUUCUUUGACGAGCCUUUCCCCUUCUGCCCCACCAAUGCUCCCCUCUCCCCCCGCCGCACCUCCCCUCCUUCCCCCUUCCCCUGCAGUGCAGCUCCCCCCCCUAGCACCACCCAACUCCCUCCGCCCAAUUCCUCCGCCUCUCCUCCCAAGCCCUCCUCGCCCUGCCCGCCCUCCCCCGCGCCCAUCGUCGUGAGGCUGCGCCAGCAGCGUCCGACACGCUCUCUCCAUUCGGCAGGCCAGCCGGGCGGCAUGCCUCAGCAGGCAGGCGGCAAGCAGAAUGCAGCAGCGGCGGGCGCAUCCUGUGAGCGCGGAGGCAGCAGCGUGGGGGGCCAGAGGAACGGGGCAGAGGAGGAGGAGAAUUCUAUGGAGGCGGAGCAGGGCUGCGUGGUGGAGGAGGAGGAGGCGGGGCAGGUGGAGCAGUGCGUGGUGGAGGUGCCCGUGAGCGCGUGGGGGCGCCUGGACUGGCGCUGCUGCUGGCAGCAGUGGGCGCACCGGCUGGCGGGCGAGGGGGCGGGGGGGGGUGCGGAGGUGGCGCGCAGAGUGGCGCAGUUCACCCCGCAGUGGGCGCUGGUGGUGGACUGGUCCGCCGUGCCCGCCUUCACCGCCAUUGCUGCUGCUCCCGUGUGGGCCGAGACCCUUGCUGCGCAUGGUGGUGAGGGAGGCAGUGCAGCAUAUGGCAGUGUGGUGGAUGGCAGUGGCGAGAGUGGGAGGGCAGGCAGGCAGGCAGCAGAGCAGCGCGGGCAGGCAGCUCCCAGGCGGCCGCGCAUGGCAUACCUCAACUUCCGCGUGUACUCGCUCUCGCACUACCAGCCUUCUGCCGCCACCACCACUGCACCUGCUGCCGCCACCACGUCUGACCCUGCUGCCGCCACCACGUCUGACCCUGCUGCAGCCGGCAGUGCUGGGGAGAAGGGUGAGCGGGGGGUGGAGGAGGAGACGGAGGCGGGCAGGGAGCGGGCGUUUUACCGGGAGAAGGAGAGCGAGGCCGUUGCCAUGGCGGAUGUGGUGACUGCUCUCAGCUCACGGGAUGCGCGGUACCUGGCAGACAGCCUGGGCGCGGGGCGCAAGGCGGGGGUGGAGCCACACGCGCUGCUGCCGCCCCUCCGAGAAGACAUCCGCGUGCUGGCGGUGGGGCGAGAGAUGAGCGCCACCUCAUGGCCAAGGGAGCGACUGUACCUGGUGUGCUGCGUGCGCCUGUCCCCCGAGAAGAACGCCGCCUUGCUGCCCCCCUUGCUGCGCCUGCUGGCGCCACACCUGCCAGCGCUGGGCGUCACACCGCUGCUCUGCGCCGGCACUGCUGCCACGCGCGGUGCCUUCGGGGAGGCCGUGCUGCGCGAGGUGGUGGCGGCUGCACCGGGUGCCGUGGUGGUGGAUGGGUUCAUGGGGCCUGACAGGAUGGCCCAGCUGUACUCGCACGUGAGAGUUCUGCGUGCCCUUGUCAUGCAUGCCUGUAUUGCCAUCUGUUCCCAAACCAUACGCUGUGCCAAUGUGUUUGCAUUCUCAUCAUUCACCCCAGCAUACGCUGUGCCAAUGUGUUUGCAUUCUCAUCAUUCACCCCAGCAUACGCUGUGCCAAUGUGUUUGCAUUCUCUCCAUUGCCUCUGCCCUCCCACCUUUGCACCCCCUUCCCACCUGCCAAGUCCCUGUUCCCAUGCAACCACACGCCCCCUUUUGCUCUCUCCCCCUCUCCCCCUCUCGCCCGCUCCCCCUAUUCUCCCCUCAAUCUCCCCCUCUCCCUCUCCCCCUCUCCCCUUUCCCCCUCUCCCCCUCUCCCUCUCUCCCCCUCCCCCCUCUCCCCCUCUCCCCCUCUCCCCCUCUCCCCCUCCCCCCUCUCCCCCUCUCCCCCUCUCCCCCUCUCCCCCUCUCCCCCUCUCCCCCUCUCCCCCUCUCCCCCUCUCCCCCUCUCCCCCUCUCCCCCUCUCCCCCUCUCCCCCUCUCCCCCUGCCUCCCUCGCCUCCAGAGUCUGCUCAACAUCCACCCCUGCCUGUACGACGCAUACGGCAUGACGGUCGUCGAGGCAGCAGCCUUCGCUGCGCCUUCCGUCAUCCACAUCGGCCCGGGCGGCGCAGUGGGAGCAGCCGAGCUUCUGCCGCCCGAAGAGCAGAUGGCACUGCCAGUCGACCUCUCUGCCGCCCUGCCAGUUGUCGCUGAGAGCAUCCUGGCGCUGCUGCGGGACAGGCAGCACCUGGCGCAGGUGGGGCUGGCGGCAAGGCGGCGUAGCUUGGAGUGGAGUGAGGAGGCCAGUGCACGUAGCCUCACUGCCAUUCUGCAGAGGGCGUCACUCUAG
This is a messenger RNA of Closterium sp. Naga37s-1, 2619 nucleotides long. NCBI's taxonomy places the organism in Eukaryota, Viridiplantae, Streptophyta, Zygnematophyceae, Desmidiales, Closteriaceae. The record is from the annotation of a GenBank genome assembly.